This is a messenger RNA of Hyla sarda, 1008 nucleotides long. RefSeq names its product proto-oncogene Mas-like. The record is from RefSeq and is a predicted model, not a curated record. The transcript has a single exon. The coding region runs from base 1 to 1008 and encodes 335 amino acids. Gene Ontology annotation, biological process: G protein-coupled receptor signaling pathway. Lineage: Eukaryota; Metazoa; Chordata; Amphibia; Anura; Hylidae. Gene Ontology annotation, cellular component: membrane. Gene Ontology annotation, molecular function: G protein-coupled receptor activity.
AUGAAUAACUCAACUACAAAUGUCCCGGACCAAAAUAUUACUGAAGAUCAAUAUGGUGGCGAUCCAGGAAAUGCCUACCUGAUUUUGACUAUUGUUGCUGCCAUUGCUUUAGGUAUCUGCUUGAUUGGCUUGGUAGGAAACAUAAUAGUUUUUUGGUAUCUUUGCUUCAAGAUCAAGAAGAACAAGUAUACUAUUUACAUUAUCAACCUGUCAGUGGCCGACUUCAUCUAUCUAUUAUUCAGCAUACCUGUACUAAUACUAUACAUUAAUUCAUUAACAAAUCAAAAUCCAGAUUUUGAAGGGAAAGAUUCAGUUUUUUUAUUUUUGGAAAUAUUUUGUGAUUGUGCACAAUAUUCAGGAAUGUUCAUCCUCACAGCCAUCAGUCUGGAAAGGUGCCUCUCUGUCCAUUUUCCCUUUUGGUACCAAUGCCGUCGGCCUCAGAACUUGUCUACUGUUGUCUGUGUUAUACUUUGGAUCAUGGGAUGCUCAGAGAGUCUCAUAGAGAACUUGGUGUGUCCACAAGAAGCUUUUGUCAUACAGACUACACAAUGUACAGCAGUUCAGAUCAUGGUUUUUGGUUUAUCCAUUGUUAUCUGCUUACCCAUCAUGGUUAUUUCCAGUCUCACCUUGCUCAUCAAAAUAAGGAGGACCUUUAGCGAGCAGUAUCCAAAAAAGCUUUAUAUUGUUAUUAUCAUUGCAGUGUGUGUAUUUAUUAUUUCUGUCAUUCCAAUCAAUUUUGUUUGGUUUUUAUUGUAUUUUCAACUGAUACAAUCAGAUAUAGCAAUAGUCGGAUUUUAUUUUGCCAGUUCAUUUUGUUUAGUGUUAAACUCUAUGAUUGACCCAUAUAUUUACUUCAUUGUUGGGAAAAAAUGGAAGCAGAAGACGAAGCAUUCUAUCCAGGAGGCCCUUGAACGAGCCUUCAGAUCAGAAGAUGAUGAAAAUGAUGAUUCAAAAACUAACAAACCGAGUAACAUAUCAAGCCAAACCAAUCUUGCAAGUACAUUCUAA